Messenger RNA from Cryphonectria parasitica EP155, 714 nucleotides. RefSeq lists its product as uncharacterized. The transcript has a single exon. The coding region runs from base 431 to 655 and encodes 74 amino acids. The record is from RefSeq and is a predicted model, not a curated record. Lineage: Eukaryota; Fungi; Ascomycota; Sordariomycetes; Diaporthales; Cryphonectriaceae.
CGUGGACUCGACCAUUCUUGGGCCUGUCAUCCAAUGAUUGGGAAGUAGUCUGGGCCCAUGUCCUUGCCAUGUCGUCCACAGCCACUGCCUCGAGUAUAUUGAAUUGACGAGGCCACGAGAUUCCCAUGGCCCGUUGCGCCACGGCAUGGUCGUCAAUCGGGGUUCGCCGGCCAGCACGUGUCCUGUUCGGAUGGUGGAGGUUCGAGGGGCAGGGUGUCUGGCCUGCGUUCUCGCUGCUAUUCGCCGGGGCCUGGUCUGACCUGCGCAAACCAUCUCCACGACGGACCGUUCGUCUCAACUUUCCUGUCCUGUAGGAUCGGCGUGGUCUGCGCUCUCAGCAGGGGAAAGGGGUGGAAAUCUCACCCUAAGCGAUCCUCCUUUACAUGCGCCUAUUACCAUUUUGAUCGAUUAUUGCCAAACAGUCUUUUAAAUGGUUUCCUUAUUCAGACCCUGUCACAAGUGCUGCAUUGCGCUGCUCUCUCUGUUAGGCAUCAUCAGUUCUUCCCAUAUCGUACUAGCAUCUGGGGUCUUCAAUCUGUCACAUUACCCUUCCGCAAUAAAAUGGGAUGCUAAGUUGUCGGAACUUUUAUGCUCCACUUGUUUUAUUCUCAUUUGCUUUCUUUUCUUUUCUUCCUUUCCUUUUCCUCUCUUUUAAGAGCAAUCAAGGGGGGAGGAAGAAGAAAAAAAAUCAAGACACAUGAAGAUUCAAAUUGC